AUGGCUGACAAUAGAAUUCAAUUCACGCAAAUAAACCUGCAUCACAGUAAAGGGGCCAGUAGUGUAUUACUAAGGACCCUAACUGAGAGGCAUACAAUACCCUUACAAAUAGCACUUAUUCAGGAACCAUGGAUAAAUGGGGACCAGAUUAAGGGGCUCAAUCUAAGGAAUUUUAAACUGUUUCAUAAACAAGCAGAUAAACCAAGAACUUGCAUUUUGGUUAAUAAUAAAGUUAAAGCCAGCCUGAUACUUAAUCUAUCAAGUGCAGACUUGACUAUUAUUAGAGUAACACUAAAUGAUGGUAAAAACAUUAUAGUAGCUUCAGGAUACUUACCAUAUGAGGUCACAGACCCAGGUAGGGACCUAACUAUGCUCUUUAAUUAUUGCAAAAAUGAAAAAUUAGAACUAAUCCUAGGUAUGGAUGCUAAUGCACACCACACUUUUUGGGGGAGCAGUAAUAUCAACCAAAGAGGAGAGGUUAUAAUGGAUCUAUUACUGACUACAGACCUAAGUAUACUGAACAGAGGUAGUAAACCUACUUUUGUUAUCAGAAACAGGCAGGAAGUCAUUGAUCUAACAGUUCGUUCAAAAGGGUUACUUCAAAAGAUAUGUAGCGACCAAAACAUACGCAACGAAUAUUCUCGAAUGUUCUCGUUAUCAAAAACCUUCGAGAAACUUCGAUAA
Molecule: messenger RNA, 684 nt
Organism: Daktulosphaira vitifoliae (grape phylloxera)
Lineage: Eukaryota; Metazoa; Arthropoda; Insecta; Hemiptera; Phylloxeridae
Exons: 1
Coding region: 1-684 (227 amino acids)
Molecular function (GO): catalytic activity
Source: RefSeq, a predicted model, not a curated record